Microplitis demolitor is the source of this 2817-nucleotide messenger RNA. RefSeq lists its product as uncharacterized. The coding region runs from base 1 to 2817 and encodes 938 amino acids. Lineage: Eukaryota; Metazoa; Arthropoda; Insecta; Hymenoptera; Braconidae. The transcript has 4 exons. The record is from RefSeq and is a predicted model, not a curated record.
AUGCCUUCCUUAUCUAAGGAAUUACCAGUGCGAUCUUUCCUGAAUACCUUACAGAAGCACUUACGUGCUCUCAAGGCCUUGAAGGAGCCCAUAGAUUCAUGGGACUCCAUAUUAAUCGUUAUUCUUCGUGAAAAGCUUAACUCUUCCGCCCGUGAACGGUGGGAGGAUCUCAGUACUGGUGCAAGUCGCUCUACUAUUAAAAAUUUUAUAGAGUUUCUUAAGCGACGCGCUCAAUUAGAAGGUGUUAGAGCGCAGACUUCAGCUUCGAAACCUGCACAAGAAAAGCAGAGUUCUCGGCAUUAUAAUAAUAAUAAUAAACCGCAGCAAUCAUUCAUGGCUGCCACGCAUGAGCAGCGGUGUGUAUACUGUAAUGAAAAUCAUCAAAACCACCGAUCGUUCAAAUGUACGUCUCCACCGUGCCGUAAUUGUAAGCAAAAGCACCAUACGCUUUUGCACUUUGAAAAAGGUAAUGAUCCUUCUGGUCAACCUAAUGGAAAUCAAGUGUCGUCACAUUUUACCACAAGUACUACGAGCAUGCAUGCUCAAUCAUCAUCAAAAGCGGUAUUAGCCACUGCUAUCGUUGACCUAGUUAAUAGUCAAGGCAUUGAUAAUACUUCUACUUAUGUCAAAUUCUCUGCACAUGUUACAUUGCGUUCUCGUGUCAGCAAGUAUGAAAAAACAGCUGAUUUUUUCAUUGUACCUCAAAUCAGCCAAACUAUGCCUUCUAUUUCUAUUAUUCAGGCUGUGCUCGAUUUACUUAAAAAUAUACAACUGGCAGAUCCUGAUUUCUUCAAACCUUCCAAGCGUAGGGCAAAUAUCAUUAAAAACCACCCUGAGGCGGUGUUGCAAAAAACACAAUUGGGUUGGAUUGUUGCCGGUGAGCUCAAUCAAUUUCCUCAGGUUGCAAGUGUAUUUUGUCAUAUGACUGUUCAGUCAGGCCCUCCAGACGUAAUUUUAACUCGUUUUUGGGAGCUUGAAGAACUUGACGCCGCUGCGGUCCUGUCACCAGAAAAAAAGGCUUGUGAAGAACAUUAUUCUCGCUAUACCAAGAGAAAUGCUGAUGGAAUAUAUGAAGUCAGACUGCCGUUCAAUAAUAAAAAAUCUGCUUUGAGUGAAUCUUACUCGUCUGCGUUAAGACGUUUUUAUUCAUUGGAGCGGAAGUUUCAGCAGAAGCCUGACAUUCAAGAUGAUUGUGUUGCAUUUUUGAAUGAGUAUACAUCUUUAGGACAUAUGUCACUUGCAGAUGAUCAAGAAGCCAAGGAUCAAGGAUUUUUCCUUCCUCAUCAUGCUGUUCUAAAGGAGGACAGCGUUACUACAAAAGUUCGAGUUGUUUUUGAUGGUUCUGCUCGAACUUCUACCGGGAUUUCUUUAAACGAUACUCUCAUGGUUGGACCUAAUUUACAAGAUGAUUUAUUUAUUAUUCUCAAGCGUUUUCGUUCCCAUACUUAUGUGCUUACUGCGGACGCUGAGAAAAUGUAUCGGCAAGUUCGUGUUAAUUACGACGAUGCCCAAUAUCAGAAAAUUCUGUAUCGCGCAAAUUCAACUGAACCUAUUCGGACAUAUGUGCUUAAUACAGCAACAUACGGCACUACUAGUGCUUCUUACUUAGCUAUCAAAACUUUAUUUAAGUUAGCUGAGGAUGAGGAAAAGAAUUAUCCCACUGCAGCUCAAGUGCUGCGCAGAGACUUUUACGUGGAUGAUUUGCUCUCAGGUGCGGAUACAAUUUCCGAAACAAUCAUAUUACGUGAUGAGCUCAUUGCGAUGUUAAAGAAAGGUGGAUUUUGCCUAAGAAAAUGGGCAUCAAACCACCCCUCAAUGCUUAUCAAGAAUCAGGAGCACCCUGAUAGCACCCAUAUGUCGUUGGAUCCUGAUGCAUCCAUUAAAGCUUUGGGUAUCCGGUGGAAUUCCCGCAAGGAUUACUUCUUUUAUUCAGUAAAUAUUACGCCUCGUGAGGACAUAACUAAAAGAACUAUUUUGUCUCAAAUAGCUAAACUUUUUGAUCCUCUUGGACUUCUUGGUCCCAUUAUUGUGUACGCCAAAAUUCUCAUCCAACUACUGUGGAAGGCUGGUGUUGAUUGGGACGAAUCAAUCCCGAUUGAAAUUCAUUCAUCGUGGUCUGCGUAUCAGGACCAGCUAUCAGUGAUUGAAAAAUUACGUUUUCACCGAGGAGUGACAAUACCCAAUGCUGUUAAUGUGCAACUGCACGGAUUCUGCGAUGCCAGUGAGAAGGCCUAUGGCGCCUGUUUAUGUUUGCGCUCGACUGACAUUCAUGGACGAGUCCAUAUACGCCUAAUUUGUUCUAAAUCGCGCAUCGCACCUGUCAAGCCUCUAACAUUGCCCAGAUUAGCGCUCUGUGCUUCGCUAUUACUUGCUCGACUUUAUCGUAUUGUAAAGCCAACUAUAUUGAAAGAAAUUAAUGAGUCAUGUCUUUGGUCUGACUCCACGAUCGUAUUGCAUUGGAUAAAUACUCCAGCUAACCGUCUGAAAACUUUUGUAUCUAAUCGUGUAGCAGAAAUACAAGAAGUUGCAGCGUCUUGCUACUGGCGUCAUGUUUCUUCUCAGGACAAUCCCGCAGAUCUUAUAUCGCGUGGCCAACUUCCAUCGGAAUUCAUGACAAGCUCCAUUUGGUUUGAGGGUCCAUCUUGGCUACUGCAGAAAAGCUCAUUAUGGCCUAACAGAGAUCUCACUUCUAUUGACAUUCCUGAGCUGAAGCCGAUAAUUCCCAGAAUUGCUUGCAUGAAAAUUGAAUUUAAAGAGAAUAAUUUAUUGAAAGAUAUAGCUCGUCCAGCAAGCUACAGAGAGUUAUUGCAUACAUAA